CGAUGAUACAGAAUCGGAAAAGACAUCAAGGGAAGAAAAUAUAAACAAAAUUUAUUAUUAGAGCGCUCGUUCGGGCCGGGUCGCAUGGCCGUGAUUUGUCCGAUGGCUGUGAUAUACAGAAAUACUCGCGCAAUAAACGAACAGCCAACGCGACGUACAAAGGCCUGGCGCGACAUCAGACAUUCAAACGAACUCUGCAAGUCGGUUACCACGAGCGGCACCGUACGUGUGUCAUCUCCUGACAAGGCGGCGUCAACGAGCCGUCCACGCUCCUGAAUUUCCUUACUCGCCUAAAGCAUAGGGAAUGGCUACUACUUCCCGAAGUAGAAAAAAGCAAGACGAUGAAAAGAAAAAGAAGAAGCAGUCGCCCGUGGACGACAGGCCCGUCGUGCCCGCGCCCAGCGAUGCUAUGCUCAAAAAUCUACGGACAGCAUUCGGUCUCCUGGACCGGGACAGCGACGGUCACGUGACUCCCGCUGAAUUGCAGUUUAUGCUGCGAAACCUUGGCAUCGAGGUCAGCGACGAACUUAUAGGGGAACUUAUUAAGGACGCGAGUAAAACUGGAAAUGGCCUAAUAGAUGAGAAUGAUUUCAUGCAAUGGGUGACGAAAAUACAGGCGUUACAAGGGCUGGAUGUCACCACGAGUGGUGGUGAUUCAGAAGAAGAAAUAACGAGAGAUUUGCUGGCAGCAUUUAAGGUGUUCGACCGCGACGACAACGGGUACAUAACACGCGACGAGCUGCGGACGGCGCUGGAGAUGAUCGGCGAGCCCGUCACCGACGCGCAGCUCAACCAGGUGCUCGCGCUCGGAGACAUCGACCAUGACGGAAGGAUUGAUUAUGAAGAGUUCGUGAAGAUGCUAUUGUAACCUGUACCUCUAUGAUUAAGAAAGACCUCACUAGAUGUAAUAAUAGUGUAUUGGAUAUAUUUGUGUAAUGACUAACCCCAGCAGAAAGAGAAACGUAGUGUAGAACUGCGUAUUUUAAGGCAAUCUUUGGACCAUAUUUUUGAUAAGUGUUUGUGCUAGGAAUAUUAAUAAAAAUGUUCUAGAAUCUAGACGUUAAGACGACAGUCGCGUCUUCCAUAUUUUAUUGAAAACAAAUUGUAACGCUUCCGGUUUUAUAAAUUUACUUGUGAUUGAUACAAUCGAAGCUUGAACGUCCUAAUCUCGUGAUAAAUUUUAAGUAUGGUUAAAGACUGUCUUAUCUACUGUUACGCAGGUGAUAUAAGCUAGGAAAAGCAUGUAAAUGAAAAAACUCUGGUACUAGAGUAAAAACUAAGUCGUUUUUUAAUAAUAUUUAUUUGAAUUGUAGAUAAAUGUAGGUUAUAGCUAAACCUUUUUUAGGCUCGAAAUUUUCCUUAACGGUGUCCUUCUUUAGACGAGAGAUAGAUGUUCUGAUGUUAAAAAAGACAUCUAAUAAACCAGGUUAAAAUUAAAGGUAAAUUUAGAACCUAAAAAUGUAUACAGUAAGGUUAUAGUCUAUAGACUAGGCAUAUCAGAAAAAAAAAUGUAAAUCCAAAAAAUAACCUACGCUAUAUAAAAUUACUUAACAAUUGCGCUAUUUAUUUUUCAUUCGUGCGUCGAUGUAUAAAUGUAAACAAUGUAUCUUUAUUAAGAGAUUUUCAAUCACGUAAGUGCGGCUUAUUGGAUUUAUUUAUGUUAUACGAUCGAUAUAAAGACAAUUAAGUUACUAUCAAAGUUAUCUGUGUAUCGAUGAUACUCUUAACAUAAAUGAUAAGAGCUAGCGCGCAAGAGCAACUUUUGUCUUCGUAAUUAUUUUGUCUCCCAUCAAUUCUAUGGGCUAGUAAGAAAGUGCGCGCACGUAGCGACGCAACUCCCCAUAGAGUUGAUGGGAGAGACAAAAUAGUUGCGGAGACAAAAGUUGCUCUUGCGCGCUAGCUCUAAGUCUAUAUGUUUACCGUAAAUGUCACGGGUAUGAAAAUACACCAAAAUUUUAUUAGUAUAUACUUAUGCGAUUAUUUACAUCAUAUUGUAAUUUUAUGGUUGUGAGCCUUUUUAAACCUAAAUUUGUAAAUAAUUAUCAUGUUAAUUUACAUAUUUAUUGAUAGGUGGAUGCCUGCAUACAUAUACUAUAUACCUAGCUAAGUAAUAUGAAGUUUUUAUAACAAUUUAGCUCAUUGAUUUGUUACUAUUUAUGUGAGUUUUUAUUUAUUUAUUGAAUUAACAAACAAUACAUAUUUUACUUGAUGUGAAGAAUAAAUGCGGGUGGUAAAUGAUUAUGUACCUAUACCUUUUCAUAACUCAAAAUAUCUAGGCUAUAAAUUUUAUAUAAUUUGCAAUAGCCGUUUAUAACCUGAUGCCUUUGAAAGGUAUAUUGUGAUGUAAAUUAUAUGCUAUAAAUAAAUGUAAUGUUGUUA
Molecule: messenger RNA, 2379 nt
Organism: Colias croceus (clouded yellow)
Lineage: Eukaryota; Metazoa; Arthropoda; Insecta; Lepidoptera; Pieridae
Gene: Eip63F-1
Product: calcium-binding protein E63-1
Exons: 7
Coding region: 305-868 (187 amino acids)
Molecular function (GO): enzyme regulator activity; calcium ion binding
Source: RefSeq, a predicted model, not a curated record